Molecule: messenger RNA, 1250 nt
Organism: Aspergillus homomorphus CBS 101889
Lineage: Eukaryota; Fungi; Ascomycota; Eurotiomycetes; Eurotiales; Aspergillaceae
Product: cytochrome P450
Exons: 4
Coding region: 1-1245 (414 amino acids)
Molecular function (GO): heme binding; oxidoreductase activity, acting on paired donors, with incorporation or reduction of molecular oxygen; monooxygenase activity
Source: RefSeq, a predicted model, not a curated record
AUGAUUGUCCUUCUCAUUCUGAUUACCAUCCACAUUCUCCACCGCAAGUGGCAACGAUACUGGCUCGCCAGGCAGCAUCAAUGUCAGCCUCCAUUUCAUCUACCCACCAGAGAUCCUCUGCUCGGUCUCGAUCACCUGUUAUGGACCCAGCGCGCAGCUAGAUCCCGCACUUUUCUGGUCCAAAACGAACAGCGAUUCGCGCGAUAUGGCCACACGCACCAACAGCGCCAACUGCUCACCCCGAUCCACGAACCCACAGGCCCCCUUCUGGGACAGGGAAUUUUGACGACGGACGGAGGGAGCUGGUCGCACACACGCGCACUGCUGCGACCCACUUUCGCCAAGACACAGAUCCCCGAUCUGUCGAUAUUUGACUCACUGAUGGACGAUCUGCUGGCUCUGAUCCCCACCGACGGUCGCCCCGUCGACCUCCAGAAGCUGUUCUUCUGCUACUCGAUCGACUCGGCCACCGAGUACCUGUCCGGGCGCUGCAUCCACACCCUCCGCAAACUCCAGUCUCCGGGCGCCGAACACGGGGAAGACGCGCAUGUCGCCGGCGCGUUCAACCACGCUCAGGCCGCCAUGCAGACCCGCAUGCGCCUGGGCAUCCUGCGAGUCUUCCACCGAGACGCCAGAGCCAAAGAGAGCAUCCGGGCCUGCCAUCGGUUCGUCGGCGAGGUGAUUGACGAUGCGUUAGGGAAGGUCGAGGAGGACAACGAGAUACUCGCAGAACGCGACCGGCCGGUGUCGUUGUACCAGGAGACGAUCAUCGAGCAGACGACGGACCGCACGCGUCUGUGCGACGAGCUACUACACAUCCUACUCGCCAUGAAGUACCUGCGCUACUGUCUGCACGAGUCGUUGCGGCUGCAUCCUCCUAUGCCGAUAAUUACACGCUUCGCCAACCGCGAUACCGUGUUGCCGGUGGGUGGUGGGCUCCGGGGGCUCGACCCCGUGCUUGUGAUCAAGGGCACGAUGGCCAUCGGCGAUAUCUACGCGAUGCAUCGGCGUGGGGAGAUCUUUGGCACAGAUGCCCUUGGCUUUCGGCCCGAGAGGUGGGAGGACUUGCGGCCUGAAUCGAUCUGUUUGGGUCAGCACUUUGCUUUGACUGAGGCUGGGUAUGUGACCGUCUGUCUUGCGCAGAAGUUCUCGGUGCUCGAACGUCGUGAUUGUAGACCUUGGCAGGAGAAUUUGACAAUGACGCUGUCGUCCAAUAAUGGCACGUGGGUUAGUUUAAGAGAGUAGAUGGU